AUGUGUGAUCUUCCAUUGAUAUCGCAGCGGGGUGAAAGUGGGGAGUUGAUGCAAAUGUGGGAGCAAGGUUUGAGAGUGAAAAAGGAUACAGCCGAUUCUCGCUACCGCUCUAACCUAGCUGAAUCGGGCGCCACGUCGUGGGGCUUAUAUCCAAAAGAGCAAGCUCGCCUUGUUCACCUGAUAUUCCGCAAGCUGGAGAAGGAUCCCAGGUUUCAUAUCAUUUUUGUAUGUAGCGGUGCAUACGCCUCGCGAAUGAAGAUCAAAGAGUACUCGACACAACGUAAUUUUGAGCAGAUAGUCGUGGGGCCCAUUUCUCGGUCUGCGUUACCCUCAUGGUCAGACCAAGCAACCACUAGGAGCCCUACAUUUGCCGACCAAAAUCUAUCGACCAGAUACUCGAUUGAGCAAGAGAUACCCAAGGGGGCUACCAGGUCUCAACAAUACUGUGUUCUAGAGUUAGUUCCCCAUCCACUCGGCGCUUCAAGUGAUGUGAAGUUUUACGUGCAGAAUCAUGGUGAAGCAAGGCUCGUCCUAGGCCCCAUCAUUGGGCGUGUUACGCCCAGAACUGCGAGAAUCCUCAUUGAGGUCGAUCGAGCGGUGCAAAAUUUAAUCUGUACACUAACCGAUCCUGCGACGUCCCAAAGGUAA
Molecule: messenger RNA, 648 nt
Organism: Phytophthora sojae
Lineage: Eukaryota; Oomycota; Peronosporomycetes; Peronosporales; Peronosporaceae
Exons: 2
Coding region: 1-648 (215 amino acids)
Source: RefSeq, a predicted model, not a curated record